AUGAGGUCAGCGAGGGCCUCGCUCGCCCCAGGCCGGCCCCUCCCCGUGCUGGUCCUGGCGGUGCUCCUGGUCGACUCUCUUGGCGAGGAUUUCAUUGUUCAGCCUGAGUGGGGCUUUGACUCCUCUGAAAUCACCAUCCCCAAGAAGCUGAGCGUCCGCGGAGGGGAGCAGGGUGCGAGCAAGCGCGUGUCCUACCUCCUGCAGGUGAAAGGGAAGAAGCAUGUCCUCCAGCUGUGGCCCAAGAGGUCUGUGCUGCCGCGCCAUCUGCAGGUUUUCUCCUUCACCGAGCAGGGGGAGCUCCUGGAGGAGUACCCUUACGUCCCCAGGGACUGCAACUACGUGGGCGUGGUUGAGGGUACUGGGGAGUCGGAAGCUACCGUCAGUAUGUGCAUGGGGGGUCUCCGCGGCAUCUUGAAAAUCGAUGCCCAACAUUACCAGAUCGAGCCCCUCAAGGCCUCGGCCACUUUCGAACAUGUCGUCUACCUCCUGAAGGAGCAGGCAUUUCACCAGCACCUCUGCGGCUUAACUCAGAAGGAGGGAGAACAGCGGGCGGCCCCCCGUGACCGUGCCGCCAGGCUGGGGGACUUGACCGGAAUCAUUAGACACCAAAGGUACUUGGAAUUAGCCUUGAUCUUUGAUCAUGAGAGAUAUUUGUUUUCCAACUCCAAUCUGUCUGACGUCACAAGCGAUGCCAUUCUCCUGACUUCGAUUAUGGACACGUACUUUCAGGAGCUCCAUAUGAGAAUACAACUAGGCACACUGGAAGUAUGGACGGAUCAAAACAGAGUUGAUAUCUCUUUUCCAACCUUACAGAAGGCUUUAGGCCAGUUUUUGAUCUAUCAAAAAAAUAUACUAAGUGCUCAGCUUUCAGCAGAUUGGAUACAACUGUACGUUAAAGGACAUUAUAUUGAUGCGCUUGCGUGGUCCUGGGGCAGAGUGUGUACUAAGGAAUACGGUGCUUCUAUAAGCGUUUUUCCUGAUUUAAGUGUCCUUGGACCUGCCACGUGGGGUGCUCAUAACCUGGGCCACAGCGUGGGAAUGGUCCAUGACGUACAAUACUGCCGAUGUAAAGGAAGGCGUAGCUGCAUUAUGGGCACCGGACGAACUGGGUUCAGUAAUUGUAGUUAUAUUCAGUUUUUAAACUUCGUGCGCAGACAUGCAGACUGUCUGAGUGAUAUCCCUGGACAUAGUUAUGUGGUGAAGAGAUGUGGAAACAAAAUCGUGGAAGACGACGAGCAAUGUGAUUGUGGUUCCCUCCAGGACUGCGAAGCAGACCGCUGUUGUGAACCAGGUUGUAAAUUCAGACACGGUGUCAACUGUAGCACUGGACUUUGCUGUCACAACUGUCACUUUCGUCCAUCUGGGUAUUUGUGUCGGAAGGAAGAAAAUGAAUGUGACCUUGCAGAAUACUGUGACGGGACAUCAGGUCUCUGCCCCAAUGACACUUACAAGCAGGAUGGAACCCCGUGCAAGUACGAAGCCCUGUGUUUCAGCAAGGGGUGCCGGUCGGCCUAUAUGCAGUGCCAACACAUUUUUGGAUCUGAUGCCCUGGAAGCCGCUCAUCAGUGUUAUGAGGCAGUUAAUUUAAUAGGUGACCAACACGGGAACUGUGGUAUUAUGGGGAGCAGUUCCUAUAAAAAGUGUACAAAGCGGAAUUCAUUAUGUGGCAGGGUGCAGUGUAUAAACGUCAAAACCCUCCCUGAUAUGCCAGAUUAUACGACGAUUGUUUCUACUCACCUGCGGGAUGAAAAUGUCAUCUGCUGGGGCACAGGCUAUCAUACGUCCUUGGUACCCUUGGGCAUACCUGACAUCGGUGUGGUAAAUGAUGGCACCUUCUGUGGUGAGGACCGGAUAUGUGUGAACAGAACUUGUUUCAGUACCUCAGUCCUGAAGUAUGACUGUCUGCCUGAGAAGUGUAACCACAGAGGCACCUGCAACAAUAACAGAAACUGUCACUGCAUGUAUGGCUGGGCGCCUCCGUUCUGUGAGGAGAUGGGUUAUGGAGGAAGCAUUGACAGUGGGCCGCCUGGAUGGCAAAAACCGGAGGUGCCCCCCUCAGCGAAGGUUGUGCCACUUAUAUUAGGACGCCUUCUUUUGUUAGUCAUUUCAGUGAUUAUUGUGAUUUUCAGGCGAAUGAUAGCAAAUUGCUUAAAACCCAAACAGAAAGAAACACCACUACCGACUGACAUUGUAGAUAAACAACUGAUUGUAGACGAGCAACCGAUUGUAGAUAAACAACCGAUUGUAGUCCCCCAAAACCCCUAUUCUACUCUCCAUCUCUAUGAAUGUGACUACUCAAUGUACCACGCGCAAGCAGAAUCGUAG
Messenger RNA from Rhinolophus ferrumequinum (greater horseshoe bat), 2325 nucleotides. RefSeq names its product ADAM metallopeptidase domain 30 (gene ADAM30). Gene Ontology annotation, cellular component: external side of plasma membrane; plasma membrane; sperm head plasma membrane. The transcript is spliced from 2 exons. Gene Ontology annotation, molecular function: metalloendopeptidase activity. Gene Ontology annotation, biological process: male gonad development; proteolysis. The record is from RefSeq and is a predicted model, not a curated record. NCBI's taxonomy places the organism in Eukaryota, Metazoa, Chordata, Mammalia, Chiroptera, Rhinolophidae. Bases 1 to 2325 code for a protein of 774 amino acids.